UUCUAGCCCUCCCUCGCCGUGCUCUCUCCCCUGCUCAGGCUGUUGCAGUGCUGAAGCUAUAACAACACUCCCUUUCUCCCACUUUCUCACCGUUUAGUCUGCGCUCAGAAGCUCUGAGGAUUAAAUCCUACGGUCCCCGCAAUGAAAACCAAGUGUUUUGUGUUUCUGCUGACAUUUUCCUACAUUGUUUUUCUUCUCUCCGGUGGUACAUGUUCUGAAGCAGAGCACCGGUUAUUUUCUGUUAUUUUUGCCAAUUACAACCAGUACAUACGGCCUGUGGAGAAUGUGUCCGACCCAGUCAUUGUGCAGUUUGAAGUGUCCAUGUCCCAGCUGGUUAAAGUGGAUGAAGUCAAUCAGAUCAUGGAAACAAAUCUUUGGCUGAGACAUAUCUGGAAUGACUAUAAACUGAAGUGGGAUCCCAGUGAAUUUGGAGGUGUAGAGUUCAUCAGAGUGCCUUCAAAUAAAAUUUGGAAGCCUGAUAUUGUCUUAUAUAACAAUGCGGUGGGGGAUUUCCAAGUGGAUGACAAGACCAAAGCCCUGUUGCACUACAACGGAGAUGUCACCUGGAUCCCACCAGCCAUCUUUAAGAGCUCCUGCAAGAUUGAUGUCACCUACUUUCCUUUCGACUAUCAGAACUGCACCAUGAAGUUUGGUUCUUGGACCUAUGACAAAGCCAAGAUCGACCUGGUACUGAUUGGCUCGACCAUCAAUCUCAAGGACUUCUGGGAGAGUGGAGAGUGGGUAAUUAUAGAUGCUCCGGGCUACAAACAUGAUAUAAAGUACAACUGCUGUGAGGAGAUCUACCCUGACAUCACCUACUCCCUAUACAUUCGGCGGCUUCCCCUUUUCUACACCAUUAACAUGAUCAUCCCAUGUCUGCUCAUCUCCUUCCUCACUGUGCUUGUGUUCUAUUUGCCUUCAGACUGUGGUGAAAAGGUAACCCUCUGCAUUUCUGUUCUGCUCUCCCUGACUGUCUUCCUGUUGGUCAUCACUGAGACCAUCCCUUCCACCUCUCUGGUCAUCCCUCUCAUUGGGGAGUACCUUCUUUUCACCAUGAUCUUUGUCACAUUAUCCAUCGUCAUCACAGUCUUUGUGCUCAACGUCCAUUACCGAACACCCAAGACCCACACCAUGCCGCAAUGGGUGAGAACCGUGUUUCUUGGCAUCCUCCCAAGAGUCAUGUUCAUGACCAGGCCAGAGAGAGAACCUGAGAAGACUAGCCAGUAUCUCCCACCGCAGCCUUACCCUCAUACCCACAGCCAGCAGAAGCAGCAGAAUUCCAAUGCUCCCCAUCACAGACAUCGCAUUUUCAUCAGCACUGAGCUAUCCAAUCUCAACAACCUGGCUGGCACUGGAGACUCCAAGUGUAGCACUAAGGAUGGAUUCCUCUGUCAAGAAGGCCGCUGCAACUGCUGUUGGCGCCAGCGCACCACCAAACUGCCGGCUGAUGGAGGCCUAGGAGGAGGGAGUGGUGAUAUUGGUAGCUCCUACUCCAGCUCCGAGUCCCUGGAUGCCCUGCUCUCCGUGUCUGCCCUAUCACCUGAAGUGCGUGAUGCCAUUGAGAGUGUCAGAUACAUUGCUGAGAACAUGAGGCUACAGAAUGAAGCAAAGGAGAUCCAAGAUGAUUGGAAAUAUGUGGCAAUGGUGAUAGAUCGCAUCUUCCUGUGGGUUUUCAUACUGGUGUGCAUCCUGGGGACAGCUGGCCUCUUUCUCCAGCCACUGCUCAUAGGAGAAGAUAGUUAACUGUCUGUGCUGUACUAUUAGUAUAUUUCCCUCUGCUUUGUUCUAUUUUUCAGAUUUUUUAUUAGAAGUAUCCCAAGAAGCAGGGCCUUUAACUACAAGCAAGACAUCACUGAAAUUCAUUUUUUGCAUUUUACAUUUUUCAGUCAAAUUAAAAUUUGAAAUAUUGGCUAUCACACUUUUAACACUUUGCUCCUCAAAGGGCUCUUUUUAUAUAAAAAAAACUUAAAAAUACAUUCACUUGAUAUCUCUGAUGUUACAUCCCACUUAAUAUUGAAAUCAUAAUGGUCAGUGUUACCUCUUUUAUAGUUUUUGUGCACUCUGUAGUGUUAAAUAUUUUUUUCAUUUACUUUUUUACAUCAUUCAAUAUGUAUGCAUAAAGCAUUUUAGGCACAACAUGAAGCUGCUCUGUUCUGAAUUUGUAAUUAAAGAAGCUAUGUUUUUUUAUUUGCUUAGGUUCAUUCUCAGCGUUUUUUGUUGCUUUUAAAUUGAAAUAAUGUUUGCCUUAUCUUUUAGGGCUUUGAAGUCUGCGAUGAAAUUUAUAUAAAACGUUGCACUAUACUUUACGUUUGGAAUUUAUUUUAUAUUGCGAAUGCUUUAUAUGAACAUUUGAUGUCUUAUUCGUUUUCUUAUUACUGAAAAACAAGAUGUCCGUGCUAGCCUGUUACUUAGAAAUAUGUAUCAUGUGCCUAAAAAUAAUAAAAUCCACUAUUCAAUUAUUACCAGUAAACAAUUAUUAAUAUGCAGUGGUAAAACCUUUAGUGCAUAUAAAGGCAUGUUGUUGAUACUAGUUAUUGAACAGUAAAAAAGGUAGAAACAGAGCAUUUUUAUGUUGAUGACAUUGGUUGCUAAAGUCAGGUUUAUUUCCGUAAAUAUGAGAAUAAAUCGUUUUUCUCCAUUACAAGUUAUGACAGACAUUGUUUUCUCUGCACUUACACUUCAAGUGGAUGAUGCCUGAAAAGGCACAAUUACAGUAUAUGCAAGCCUGUAUAUGACAUGAAAUGCAUAUGAAAAUGUAUUCUCUUUUAACAUGUUACAAAGCUAGAACGACAUGUUCUAGAGAUGUUUUGCACUUUUUAGAGCUCAUGGGAAUAAUGUGGCUAGACGUUUACCAUUGAAGCGGCCUUAUUUGCACAUCUUACCUUGGUUACAUUCCCAGAUUAUGGUGUUUCUUAAGAGUAAGCAAAAGGAUAAAUACGAGUAAUAAGUGAGGAAUAUAUUAAGCACCCUGAAUGCAAACAUUCAAAUCAGCCUUACUUUUUGGUGUAGACCUAAGUAUUUCUUAAUGUGAUUGCUUUUAAAUAACUGAUAUAAUAAUCAAUAAUCCCAAUCUUGCUUUAGGAAAUCAAUAUCAACUUGAUUUAGAAUUUCCAAGAAUAGUGCACUACAUCAAACACAAGAAAAUGAGAACACAAUGCACAGAUCAAGCUGAAUAUAUUAUGUUACCAGUUAAUGUACUAAUGUCCUAUUUAGUGUAUGAUUUGUGUUAGCAAAUUUAAUAUUUUAUAGCCAGGUGAUCAUCUUUCCUAUGGAUUAUCUGCUGUUGUACAAAGUUGAACAAUAUGAGCAUGUAAACUCAUGGGAAAAGGGUGCACCGCCACAUGGAGAACAUUCUAUAGAUAAUAUUACAUGUUCCUCUUACAAAACAUAAAAACUCAAUGUAAUUCAUACUUUCAUUAUAAUAAAUGAAUGGUUUAAUUCGGUUGGAGUAAACCACACAAUACAGGUAUUGUACUGUAUGUUGUCAGAAUUUCAAGUGCACAGCAUUGUUUUUGAGCAAAAGACUUGUUUCUUUCAAUAAUAAAUAUGGUAUAUCUUUCACACAAGUGGUUUUUAUUAUAAUACAGAAUUAACAAUAACAUUAUACAUUGAAGGUGUACACUGGUCACAGUCAUAUACAGUAAAGUAAUGUUCUGCACUGUAAGAAUACAGUACAGUAGGUCGCGUCAGAAAUGACAGGAUUAGUUUAAUACAUGAAACCCACCACCAGAGGGGGACUCUCUACCAAGUAUAAGACAUUUCACGUCUGUACUGAAGCUGUGCAUGGCAUAUGAAAACCUGUAUUUCUUAAAAAUGUACUGCAAUACUGUAUAUGUAUAGGCUCUAUUCACCUUUUAACAAGCAAACAUGCCCUGGAUGACCAAUCAGUUUCUCUUCACAUUAAAUAUCCCAAAACGUUAUGAUAUUUUAUCCAAAAUUGUAUCCAACUAAUGUUGUUUUUAAAACCUGAAGGCUAAAACUUGAGCAUUUUCUUUUGGA
Molecule: messenger RNA, 3999 nt
Organism: Lepisosteus oculatus (spotted gar)
Lineage: Eukaryota; Metazoa; Chordata; Actinopteri; Semionotiformes; Lepisosteidae
Gene: chrna3
Product: cholinergic receptor, nicotinic, alpha 3
Biological process (GO): monoatomic ion transmembrane transport; chemical synaptic transmission; regulation of membrane potential
Cellular component (GO): plasma membrane; synapse; neuron projection
Molecular function (GO): acetylcholine-gated monoatomic cation-selective channel activity; transmembrane signaling receptor activity
Source: RefSeq, a predicted model, not a curated record